AUGUUUUGCUCAUUCUGUGGCAAAGAAAACCCUCAGGGUGCAAAAUUUUGCUGCAACUGUGGCAAAGAUACACAAGAGCCAAGGCCAGGACCAAGUGGAGUCUCAAACGAGCAGUUUGGGAUGAAGUCUUAUGUAAAUUUUAAAACGACCUUUGGUCGGCCAAGCAAGGCCACACUUGUGGGCAAAGGAAAGAAGAGAAAAGUAGAAGAGGACCCUGCCAAGGAAGUUGUCAUUAGCAUAGGGCUAAAAGUCUGGGAUGAGGAUGAGGAAGAGCUGAAAGAGAAGAAGAGGAAAAGACUCCCCUUGAAAGUACCACAGAAUGCCACCUAUGCUCUCUUACUCGAAAAGGCUAAGGAAAAAUGGCAGAAUUUUAGAAAUGAUUUAUAUGACCCAGAGAGUGAAUAUGGCCUGGUGCUAGAAGACAACCAACAUGCCCAGUUCAUUCCAGGGACUGGCAAGAAAGUUUUUUUUUCCUUGAAUUUAUACAAGGAAGAGCUGGUAACAGACUACAAGAGAGUAACCAUAUAUUUAUGCGAACAAGUUUGGCUCACAGGCCAAAAGCAUCAAGAAAAGGGCCUGUCUAUUACUGUGAGGUUCGACCACUGUUGUAAAGAACGAUACCCCAAGCACACUGUGUGCUAUCCUCUAGUGGGUGCCUGUGGGAAGGAGGUUACAUUUCUGGUUGCACACAUGCUAACCAGUGAAUCAUUCAAGGAUAUCUUACUGACUGGCUGCUGUAAAGGGCAAUCCUUUUCAAGAGCAUAG
Messenger RNA from Nematostella vectensis (starlet sea anemone), 765 nucleotides. RefSeq lists its product as uncharacterized. The transcript has 2 exons. The record is from RefSeq and is a predicted model, not a curated record. Bases 1 to 765 code for a protein of 254 amino acids. NCBI's taxonomy places the organism in Eukaryota, Metazoa, Cnidaria, Anthozoa, Actiniaria, Edwardsiidae.